Messenger RNA from Morchella sextelata, 5706 nucleotides. RefSeq lists its product as uncharacterized. Gene Ontology annotation, molecular function: nucleic acid binding; zinc ion binding. The record is from RefSeq and is a predicted model, not a curated record. The transcript is spliced from 3 exons. Gene Ontology annotation, biological process: DNA integration. Bases 1 to 5706 code for a protein of 1901 amino acids. NCBI's taxonomy places the organism in Eukaryota, Fungi, Ascomycota, Pezizomycetes, Pezizales, Morchellaceae.
AUGUCCACCCCCGACCCACCUGCAUGGAAUGCACCCAAAGAUGUAGAGGAAUUCAGGCAGAUGUUUGAAGCCGGCCCUGCUGAACUAUUCAACAACAUCGCCGCCCUCGUCCAGCGUGUCCGCCUCCAAAGGGACACCCUUCAUACACAACUCACCGCCGCCAACGAAACCAUUGACAACCUCGAGGAGCAGAUAAACCGGCUCAACCUCGACCUCAAUGUCGCCCGCGCUGCUCCUGCCCCUACCGUCGCUGUCCCCGUUGCCCCCGCCCCUCCACCUGCUCCUGUCCCCGCCUUCAGGUCCGAAAAGUUUCCAGACCCUGAAAAAUUCGAUGGCACCCGUACCAAGCUCCCCGGAUUCACUACCCAACUUCGAAUGAAACUUGAAGUUAACCACGAUCGGUUCCGGAACGAGGCAGCAAAGGUUAUCUACGCCGUCAGCCGCUUGGAAGGAAGGGCCCUUGACCAAGUCGUCCCACUCGUUAACGCUAACCCUGCCGCCCCCUUCUCCUCUGUCACUGCCUUCGUCGCCCAUUUGGAAGCCUCCUUUGGGGACCCAGACCCCCGGGGUACCGCCCGUCGCCAACUCGUUGCCCUGAAGCAAGGCAAAGGGGACUUCGCUACCUAUUAUUCGCAGUUCCUCCGCAUCGUGGCAUACCUGGACUACAACGAGGGAGCCAAGAUCGAUGCCCUGGCCGAAGGACUGUCGGAAGACCUGAAGGAUGCUAUGACAUACCGGACAGACAGGCCUAACACCGUCGAAGCCUAUGCCACCAUGUUGAUGACAAUCGACAACCAGGUUCGGGGCCGCAAAGCUGAACAACGGGCCAUUCGGAAUACAAUGGGACAAUUCACCGCCCCCGCUGCUGCCGCACACCCAUCUCAUACCGCCGGAGGCCUCGCCCCAAUGGACCUCUCCGCUCUCCAAAGCCGCCCCACUCAACGUCCUGCCAUCGAACAACGAUAUACUUUUGUCAACGGGCAACGCAAAACCUCCGCCGCUGAAAAACAAUGGCGAAGGGACAACAAUCUCUGUAUGUACUGUGCCAACCCCGGUCAUGUCUUUGCCAACUGCCCCUCUGCCAAUCGCCCGCGCGGUAACCAACCGGUUAUGAGAGGCGCCCUCCUCGCACCCAGCCAUACGGCCGUCGACCCCGCUGCUCCACCGGUCGCUAUCCCGGGCUUGAUCAAUGGCCCCUGCCCGGGACCUUCCAAUGUCUCUCCUUUGUCUGCGUUUUCUAUCUCUGGCUUCUCGGUAUCGUCUGUGGAGGAUAAGUUGGAUGGGGAUCAUUUUGUUGCUUCUUGUAAAAUUAUAAACAAUAAAACAUCCAUUCAAACCCACGCAUUGAUCGAUACCGGUUGCUCCGGAUUCGCAUUCAUUGAUGAAACAUUUGCGCGCCAUAACAACUUCCCACUUCUCCCCCUUAAAUCACCCCGUACUCUUGAAGUCAUCGACGGUCGGCCCAUAUCUUCCGGACAAAUUACCCACCUCUGCUAUCUGCCGCUGUCCAUUGACUCCCACCAUGAAACUACCCCUUUCUUCGUCACCAAACUUGGCUCGUAUCCACUCGUCCUCGGAAUCCCCUGGCUUCAAUUGCACGAUGCAACAUUACGGUUUAAGGACAACAGCAUACUGUUCGACUCCGAAUACUGCAAACGCAAGUGCAACUCUUCCCCGAUACCCGUUCCCAUUAGAGGGGUCGCACCACCGCCCCGUUUUCACCUCGUCAGUUCAGCUGCUCUUUGUCGCUUUGCUCGAAGAGACAAACUCCAAAUCUUUAGUACAACUAUUGAAGAAAUAGAUCAAGCAACGGGCGUGGCCCCUAAGCAAGACUGGAGGAACCGGGUCCCAACCCGGUAUAAGAGAUUUUAUAAAAUGAUGGACGAAGAAUUCGCUAACGGGAUGCCGCCUCGCCGCCCCUAUGAUCAUAAGAUACCGCUCAAGGAAGGGAAAGAGCCCCCUUUUGGGCCACUUUAUGGUAUGUCCCGCGAGGAACUCAUCGUGCUGAAACAAUACAUACAGGACAACCUUCAAAAGGGGUUCAUUCAGGCCAGCUCUUCGCCUGCCGGUGCCCCUGUCCUAUUUGUUAAGAAGGCCGAUGGAACACUCCGCCUUUGUGUCGACUAUCGUGGCCUCAACGAACUUACUGUCAAAAACCGCUACCCGCUACCACUCAUCCGGGAAACUCUCGAUCGCCUUUCCAAAGCCAAGUGGUACACCAAGCUUGAUCUUCGCCAAGGGUACAAUCAGAUUCGAAUGGCUGAGGGUGAGGAAUGGAAAACAGCCUUCCGAACGCGUUACGGACAUUUCGAAUACACCGUAAUGCCCUUCGGCCUUACCAAUGCACCAGCCACCUUCCAACAUUUUAUUAAUGAUUGCGUCCGUGAUUACCUGGACAUGUUCUGCACAGCCUACCUUGACGAUAUCCUUAUUUACAGCGACACCUUCGAGGAACAUCAAGUACACGUCGAAAAAGUACUGGAAGCCCUACAAAAAAAUGGAAUACUGCUGAAACCGGAGAAAUGCGAAUUUCACACACAAAGCACCACCUAUCUCGGCCUGAUUAUAGAACCCAAUGGUAUUAAAAUGGACCCAAGGAAAGUGGAAACAGUGAAGAAUUGGACCGUCCCGAAAACAGUUAAGGAUGUACAAGCAUUCCUGGGUUUCGCUAACUUUUACCGCCGAUUUAUACGCGGAUUCUCGGAACUGGCUUCUCCUCUUACCAGACUGACACGUAAGGACACAUUAUUUGGAUGGACACGCGAAGCCCAAACCGCCUUCAAUGCCCUGAAAGAAGCCUUUACCACGGCGCCCGUUCUCACUCAUUUCGACCCGGAAAAGGAAAUUACUGUGGAAACCGACGCAUCUGACUAUGUCUCCGCCGGUGUACUCUCCCAAUACGAUGACAAUGGUAUCCUCCGACCUGUUGCGUACUUCUCGAAAAAACACUCCCCCGCCGAAUGCAACUACGAGAUUUACGACAAGGAAUUACUGGCAAUCAUUCGGUCUUUUGAAGAGUGGCGACCGGAACUUGAAGGGGCUGCACACCCAAUCGCCGUCAUAUCCGAUCAUAAGAACCUCGAAUACUUUAUGAGUACUAAACAACUCAACCGGAGACAAGCACGGUGGGCAGAAUACCUGUCACGAUUUAAUUUUGUUAUCAAAUACCGACCAGGGAAACAAGGAGGGAAACCGGACGCGUUGACAAGAAGAUCAGGAGAUCUCCCUGGAGAGGGGGAUGAAAGACAAUUGCAUCAGAGUCAAGUUGUGUUGAAGAAGGAGAAUCUUGAUGCAAAGCUAAGUUUGUUGGCGGGUUCUUUCUCAAAGGAGCCCGCUGAAAAGAACGCCUCACUGCAGGAAUUAUUUGAUGAAGGAUAUAGCGCUGACCCGUUUCCCCAAAAAAUACUGGAUAUGCGGGAUAAAGGCGAUCGACAAUCAAAAGACAUAUCACUCGCCGAAUGCACCGAGGUCGAAGGCCGAUUGCUUUACCGAGGCAGUAUAUAUGUCCCUGAUUACGACCCCCUUAAGCUUCGAAUCCUCCAACUUUACCAUGACGCUGCCUCUGCGGGACACCCGGGACGUGAAAAAACAUUCGAACUCGUCAGUCGGGACUACUACUGGCCCCUCAUGCGAAAUUACAUUGCCCGCUACGUUCGGAACUGUCACACCUGUCAACGAAGUAAACCCAACACCCAUGGAAAACUCGGCGUACUUCGACCUUUACCGAUUCCCGAACAACCAUGGCGGGAGGUAUCGAUGGACUUCGUUACGGGCCUACCGGAAAGUGAAGGGUACGAUGCAAUUAUGGUAGUGGUUGACCGGCUAACAAAGAUGCGACAUCUCCUGCCCUGCAAUACUACUGUCAACUCCGAAGACGUCGCCCGACUAUACCUGCGAAACAUAUGGAAGCUCCACGGGCUACCCACACACGUCACCUCCGACCGCGGUACGCAAUUUACAGCUAAGUUUUGGAAGGCUCUUUGUAAACACCUCAACAUCGAAGCAAGGAUGUCUACCGCCUUCCACCCAGAGACCGACGGCCAAACCGAAAGGCUGAAUGCUGUAAUGGAGCAAUAUCUACGUGGGUAUGUCUCUUAUCAACAGGACGAUUGGGUAAAAUGGCUUCCUAUGGCAGAAUUCUCCGCCAACAAUCAGGUCUCCGCAUCCACCAAAGCUACACCAUUCUUCGCGAACUAUGGGUUCCACCCCCGGUUUACAGUGACGAUCAAAUCGUUGGACAAGACCCCACCGAGUCUUAACGCUAAGGACUUCGCCUCGAAGAUGAAAGAACUCCACGAGCACCUACGUUCCAAUAUCCGUACAGCGCAGGAUCAACAAGAGCAGGCCGUCAAUACUAAACGAACGCCGGCCCCACAGUACGAUGUCGGUGAUAUGGUGUUUGUUUCAGCAAAAAACAUCCGAACCACGCGUAACUCCCGGAAACUGGACUGGAAGAAACUGGGACCGUUCCCCGUUAAGGAAAUUAUAUCGCCAUAUGCGUAUCGAGUCGACCUGCCUAGAAGUAUGAAGAUGCACCCCGUCUUCCAUGUGUCGUUGCUGGACCCCGCUGCGAAUGAUCCUGUCCCAGGGCAAAUUCAACCACCACCCCCGCCCAUUAUCGUCGAACAAGAGGAGGAGUAUGCAGUUGAGGAAAUCUUGGACUCGCGAGAAUUACGAAACACUGGCCUACAAUACUUUGUUAAGUGGACGGGCUAUACCGACCCUACCUGGGAACCCCCCGCAUACCACGAUAAUACCGCCGCCGUUGAUAGCUUCCAUAUACGCUACCCCGACAAACCUGGACCAUUGGAAGGAAAGAUUAAGGUUAAGGCUCGCAGGAGCUCGCGCUUGAAGGGAGGGGCUACUUUCAUGGAUCGAUCAGUGGAGUACCCAUAUCGUGGAGCUCCCACACCGUCCCCUGCUACGCUCUUCGUGCCCUGCGGAAUACUCGCUACUCACUCCCUUGAGACAGGAGCAGACCAUAUCGUCCGCACCCUCUCACCAAUAUACCAUGAAGCGGCACGCGUAAUCACUGGCCUCCCACGAUGGACGAAACUAGAACGACUGCUGAAGGAAGUCGCCCUCCCACCCCUGGAGCACCUCCUCACCUAUAGAUCUCGGAAAUACGGUACCCGGAUCCUAUGCACGGAAGCUGUCCACCCCAAUAAUGAAACACUCAUCAGCCUACUACCACCGAAGGAAUCCAACAUACAAGCAACCGGCCUACACCGAAUCGCUUCCCUCAUGCUCCCCUUCCAGGAACCGGGAGGAUCGAAGGAAAGAUGGAUACAAACCGACCUACUCAGGAAACGAAUGUUGGAAGAAUGGAACUCACGUCCAACCCCAAACUACCAUCACCCAGGAAAUCUAAAACCCCACAACAAACUCGCCAAACUCCCAAUCUCCAAAGCAAGGCAACUCUUCCGAAUAAGAUGUCAGACAACACGCCUGGACAAACACGCCUUCCACACCGACCACGAACCCUGCCAAUGCGGGGUGGAACAGUCUUCCAAACACACCAUCAUGGACUGCCCCAGAUGGGCACAACUCAGACGACCCCUCAUCGAGAAAAUCCCCGGACCUCAGACCUGGGAAAACUGGAUGUUCACCAACCUUAGAGAAGACCUGAUCUUCGAAUUCGCUAAAGAAACACAACUCUUGAAAUGGUACGAGAAAGACGAGGACGGGGAGGAGACGGAUGCCUGA